AGUUUGAUGUUAACAGUUUGGAAUAGACUAUAGAUUUACCCUAAUAUUGGUUUCGCUUUACAAUGGGUGGAUGGAGGCCGACAAGAACUACAAAUGGAUAUAAGAUCCAUUAUCCAAAUUCAUAAAUCGGACAGUAGCUAUGGCUACUUAUAAAGACGACAACGCUGCUGUUGUCAUUGACAACGGGAGUGGGAUGUGUAAAGCGGGAUUCGCAGGAAACGAUGCUCCACGGGCUGUUUUUCCUCCCAAAGUAGGCAGGCCGAAAUCUGACCUCGGAAAAGUUGGUAUGAAAUAUAAAGAUUGUUACGUAGGAGAUGAGGCGGAUACCAGACGUGGUAUACUUUCCCAGGAGUGUCCGCUCAUGGAGCGCGGAGUCAUCACUAACUGGGACGAUAUGGAGAAAGUGUGGCACCACACAUUCCACAACGAGCUCCGUGUGGCUCCCGAGGAACAUCCGGUCCUGUUGACAGAGACGCCACUUAAUCCUAAGGAGAACAGAGAAAAAGCAAUACAGAUAAUGUUCGAGACUUUUAAAAUACCCGCCUUCUACUUGGCGACACCGGCUAUGCUGUCUCUAUACACUUCUGGAAAAAUCACAGGGGUCGUGCUUGAUUCUGGGGAUGGUGUGUCCCACGUGGUACCUAUAUACGAGGGAUACGCCCUCCCUCAUGCCAUCAAACGUGUGGACCUGGCAGGUCGUGACCUCACAGCCUACCUCCAGAAACUCCUUAACGAGAGAGGAUACCAUUUCACGACUUCAGCUGAAAUGGAAAUUGUCCGUGAUAUUAAAGAGAAGACCACCUUCGUUGCUCUAGACUUCGAAAGCGAAUUGAAAUCAUCAACGAAGUCUUCCACAGUAGAGAAAUCGUACGACCUUCCGGACGGUGGAAUUGUCACCAUUGGCAACGAAAGGUUCCGGUGUCCAGAGGUUCUAUUUCAGCCAUCGCUUACAGGUAUGGAGUGCAAUGGGAUCCACGAUCAGCUACACAGCUCAGUUAUGGCUUGUGAUAGUGACACCGCCUUCUACGUGGCGAUACAAGCUGUUCUAUCUCUCUACUCAUCCGGAUGUACCUCGGGGGUCGUGUUUGAUGCCGGGGAUGGUGUGUCCCACGUGGUACCUAUAUACGAGGGCUAUGCCCUCCCUCACGCCAUCAAACGUGUGGACCUGGCAGGUCGUGACCUCACAGCCUACCUCCAGAGGAUCCUUCACGAGAGAGGAUACAACUUCACGUCAUCAGCUGAACAAGAAGUUGUUCGAGAUAUGAAGGAGAAAAUGGCCUACGUGGCUCUCGACUUCGAAACUGAGAUGGAUACGGCAUCGAAAUCGUCAACAAUAGAAAGAACUUAUGAACUUCCAGAUGGACAGAUUGUUACUAUUGGCAACGAGAGGUUCCGAUGUGCAGAACCCUUGUUUCAACCAUCAUUUAUAGGAAUGGAAGCAGCAGGAAUUCACGAGCUUCUCCACAACUCUGUGAUGUCCUGUGAUAUCGACAUCCGACGUGACAUGUACGGUCACGUGGUCCUGUCUGGUGGCUCUACAAUGUUUCCAGGCAUUGCUGACCGAUUUAAGAAAGAAAUGGAUGCUAUAGUACCUAACAGCAUGAAGGUCAAGGUCAUCGCCCCUCCGGAGAGGAAGUAUUCCGUGUGGAUCGGCGGGUCUAUCCUGGGGUCUCUGUCUACAUUUCAGCAGAUGUGGGUAACGAAACAGGAGUACGAUGAAUGUGGACCAGGAAUUGUUCACAGAAAGUGUUUUUAAAGGAACAUAUCAUCUUAGUUCUGACCGUAGACAUUGUCAUCUAGACAUGCAUUUUAGCCUUUGUCAUUAAGAUCGCAAUACAUUAACAAAACAUGUGUCAGUAACCACGAGAGUAUUGGUAUGUAUCAAUGAUCGUGUGUAUAAAGUAAUUUAUGUAUCAAUGAUCGUGUGUAUAAAGUAAUUUAUGUAUCAAUGAUCGUGUGUAUAAAAUUAUGUAUCAAUGAUCGUGUGUAUAAAAUUAUGUAUCAAUGAUCGUGUGUAUAAAAUUAUGUAUCAAUGAUCGUGUGUAUAAAAUUAUGUAUCAAUGAUCGUGUGUAUAAAGUAUUUUAUGUAUGUAUCAAUAAUCGUGGUUAUAUUGAAAGUUUACCUGAUAUUUUACUUAUCUAUCAAUGAUUGUGGUUAUAUUGGAAGUUUACCUGAUAUUUUAUCUAUCUAUCAAUGAUUGUGGUUAUAUUGAAAGUUUACCUGAUAUUUUACUUAUCUUUCAAUGAUUGUGGUUAUAUUGGAAGUUUACCUGAUAUUUAUGUAUGUAUCAAUGAUCGUGGAUAUAUUGGAAGUUUACCUGAUAUUUUAUGUUUGUAUCAAUGAUCAUUUUUAUAUUAAAAGUUUACCUGUAUGAUAGUUAAUGUAUAGUUAUUAUUCUAUUGAUAAUUAUCUGUUUGUCAUUUUCAUUAAAACAAUUAGCAAUAUCUCUUUCGUACAUGUUAACAUUAGAUAAUGAAUCAUCAAAGUUUGUUUACUCCAUUAUCAUACAAAAUGCAUCUAUUAUUUAUU
Molecule: messenger RNA, 2530 nt
Organism: Pecten maximus
Lineage: Eukaryota; Metazoa; Mollusca; Bivalvia; Pectinida; Pectinidae
Product: actin-like
Exons: 10
Coding region: 140-1756 (538 amino acids)
Source: RefSeq, a predicted model, not a curated record